Molecule: messenger RNA, 249 nt
Organism: Salpingoeca rosetta
Lineage: Eukaryota; Choanoflagellata; Craspedida; Salpingoecidae
Exons: 3
Coding region: 1-249 (82 amino acids)
Source: RefSeq, a predicted model, not a curated record
AUGGCAUGUUUUGUUUCGGCGAACCGCCGCGUGGACUCUGUGCCGGACCGAUUACGCGUUCGCUCAAACUCCGCCUUUGUCACCUCCGAAUUCAGGUUUCAGCGCGUCAGCAGCCACCGCAGCCGGCUCGCGUCGAUGCUGGGCGCUGCGGGUCUGCGCACCAGCAACAUGGGCUCCAGACCAAACACGGCCCCAGCGCCACACACGUCCCUCACGUCCAGAUUACGACACAGCAACAGCCCGCUCUGA